GGGAGAGAAAAUAGAGAGAGAACUGGGCGUAGCAAAGAAGUAAAAAUAUGAACAACACAGAGAAAGUCACAGAACAAGGAGGUGGAGGAGACGACGGAAGUCACUUCGACCGACUACCAGACGAGGUCGUUUUGGUCAUCUUCAACAAACUCCUCGAUCUCAAAACCCUCUGCCGGACCUCUCUCGUCUCCACCCGAUUCGCCGCCGCAAUCCCUCAGGUCCUUUCCGUCUCCUUCGCUGUCCCUCGCCGGAAACCCAAUUCCUCCGAAGAAGACGACCACGCCAGCAACUCCUCCGACUCCUCCGACAACCUCUCCAAGAAACUCAUCCGGUUCCUCCUCAAGGACAUCGUCUCCAAACCCUUCCGAUUCAUCCGCCAAAUCGUCGCUCCCAGGCCUGUCCCCUCCUCGAUCUCCGCCUUCUACGGCGAUUCGUUCCGCUCCGCUGUUUGUUUCCUGAGUAAAUUCCGAGAUAUUCGCUCUCUGCAGAUCGAGCUUCCGUCUUCUGGCCAUGGCGGUGAAGAUUCGUUGCUGAAAUGGAGGGUUAGGUUUGGGACCAAACUCGAGAGCUUCUUGUUUCUUUACCCUACAAGUCUGGAGGAAUUCAAUGGCGUUGGUGGUGGUCACAGUGAGGACGACGACGACGAAGAGUCGGAGUUGACCAGUGAUUUGCUGAAAUUCAGAGUUCAUUUGGCAUUUCAGUGCUUGAAAGAUGCAGUGGUGAGGCAUCGAAUGUUGCUGUUUCUAAUUGAACAACACGCGAUGCUUGAACAUGUUGAAAUUACAGAUUCCAAGAAACAGGGGAGGCUCUUUGCGAGGAAUGAACAGGUUGCUGAGCUGAGGGCUUGGAUGGGUUCGUCGUUGGGGACUUUAGGGGUUCAGUUGAAGAGCAUUGAAGUUCCGGUGAGCGCGAGACAGUGGUAUGUGCCGGUGUUGGAACUGCCGAUGUCGAAGUGUGUGAUGAAGGGGGCAACACUUGUGGUGAUGGGACUGGUUGCGAACCAAGGAGAAAGUGGUAGUGGUAGCGGUGGUGGUGGUGGUGGUGGUGGUGAUGAUGAUGUAAUGGUAAAUGGUGCUUUUGAAGAGAAAGAGGAAGCUUUUGGGGAAGCUGUGACAGAGAUGAUGGUGAACCAUAAGAGCAAGAUGAAGAUUUUAUUGUAAAUUUGAAGUUUAAAAAGGUUUGGUGACUUUCUCAUAUGUUCUUAUCAAGUUUGUGGAUUGCAUAGAUGUCUAAUAGCCCUGUUUAAUAACUUAUUAGGAAACAAAAUUGACUCUUCGAGCAAUUGAAGGAAACCCCUUUAAUUUAUAGGCAGUCACAUGUGUUUCAUAUAUGUAUUAUGCUUUGUUUGAGUAUUUAUUUUGUUACUCAUAAAUAAGCUGCUCAUUUUUCUUGUGGCGCUUUCUGUGUUUUUUUUGAGCUUGAGUUCAAUUAGUUGCCCAUCAAAUGUUGUAAGGAUAAUUUUCAUAUUUCUAUUUUAUUUUGCUUUAUCUAA
Molecule: messenger RNA, 1492 nt
Organism: Cornus florida
Lineage: Eukaryota; Viridiplantae; Streptophyta; Magnoliopsida; Cornales; Cornaceae
Product: F-box protein At1g30200-like
Exons: 1
Coding region: 48-1160 (370 amino acids)
Molecular function (GO): protein binding
Source: RefSeq, a predicted model, not a curated record